ACACACCCCAUCAUGGAGUACAAUCAGAGUGAAAUUCCCAACACGAUGCUUCCCCCAGGUACCGUGCAUCUGGUUGCUGAACAAUCAGACCAGAUUAUUCUGGUUCCCAAGCCCUCAGCAGAUCCUGAUGACCCAUUGAACUGGUCUAAGAGACGGAAAUGGUUGAAUGUCACUCUGCUCUUGUUCUAUGUGUUUAGCACGGGUAUCGGUGGCACCUCGAUAUACUCGGUUUUCACCCCAAUUUCCAAGGAGACAGGCAUCACCAUUGGUCAGCUCAACAAUGGUACCGGGUACCUUUUUCUUUUGGCGGGAUGGACAAAUAUCAUCUGGCAACCUCUGGCGCUGACUUUUGGCCGCCGCCCUAUUAUCCUAAUGAGCUUGCUCUUUUGCGUCGCCGUAUCGGAGUGGACAGCAUGGAUUGACAGUUAUCCUGCCUGGGCUGCAGCAAGAUGUCUAUAUGGCUUCGCCUGUGCUCCGGUCGAAGUCCUUCCCCAGAUCUGCAUUCCAGAUGUGUUUUUCGCCCAUGAACGGGGUGCUUUUAUUGGGUGGUACAUGUUUGUACUGUGCGCCAGCAAUUUCAUUGCACCUCUCAUCGCCGGAUUCAUGAAUGAUGCCUACGGCUGGCACUGGGUGCAACACUGGGCUGCCCUGAUUUUAGCACUCAACUUUGUGCUUGCCUUUUUCUUAUACGAGGAAUCGAUGUAUAUGCGGACAAAUAUGGAAGCUGAGAAGGCCGACGACCCUCUCGUCUUGAAUGAGGUAAUUCUUGCUCAACAAUUCACCGCUGUCAAUGCCGACUACAGGAAGAAGACGCAUCUGCAGAGACUGAAAUUGUGGUCUUAUAACGGGAAUUCAUUCGCUCAAAUACUUCGCAUUGCGUAUCGCCCAGUUCUGAUAUUCUUCCAGUUCCCCAAUAUCAUGUGGGCUGGCUUUAUGUACGGUUUUGCUUUGGCAUGGUACAAUGUGUAUAAUGCAACUACCUCAGCUAUCCUGUCCGUAGCGCCCUAUGAUUUCUCUGCUGCUAUAGUCGGCCUCUCAUACGUUGCGCCGUUGAUUGGGGCCAGCAUGGCAGGUGUAAUUUCCGGUCCUGUUGCCGACUGGUUGACACUGAGACUAGCUACACGAAACGGGGGUCUACGUGAGCCCGAGCAACGUCUUUGGGGCUUAGUUGUCUACUGUAUCCUGAUGCCCGCAGGCCUUUUGAUUUGGGGCCUGGGCGCGUAUCACGGACUCCACUGGGCAGUCGUCCUGCUUGGUGGUCUUCUAUGCGGUUAUUGCAAUGUUAGCGGCGGUGCUUAUGCGCUUGCUUAUGCUGUUGACUGCUUCAAGGAACUUUCUGGAGAAACGAUUGUUUCAGUCAUUCUCUGCCGGAAUACACUUAGCUUUGCUUUCAAUUAUGCUAUUACCCCCUGGAUUGAUGCACAAGGUCUACAGAACACCUUCAUUGCCGUUGCAGUAUUGGCCUGGGCGUUCGGCAUGAGCUUCCUACUUAUGGAAUGGAAAGGAAAGGCGCUGAGGGUAAUGUGUGCGGAACGAUAUUGGACAUAUGUUGAAACACAGGUGGUGAGAAUUAAUUGAGCAUGACCUAUCAACAAGGGUGCCCUUCAGGAUGUUGGAUUUCGGAUCAACUUAGUUCUACUUUCGGAAAUAGAGUCCUAAUUAUAAUAUCAUCGUGGUCGACGCCGACGUAUCACUUUAAGCAUCGCUGACCUAACCGACCCUGCAUUUCUCGUUCUUUGGUCUUUCAAUCGCUUUUUAAAACGAACCAACCGUCUCCUCCAGAUCCUUUUUCGAUACAUGAGUGACCUAUCCGAAACGGUACUGUGGAAUUCCCGGGGCUUAGAUGGCGGUGGAUCUUUUGGUCCGGCUAGCCGCGAUACCGGUCGUUGGUGUUUGUCUUUAGUUUUGGCUUUGGACUCGCGGCGCGCUGCUCUUGACUUUUCAACUGUCGAUGGUGGUCGAUCUCUGGGUCCAGUUGGGCGUCGUGCUGGUCGUUGAUUUCGGUCUUCUUUUUCAUUUCCUUUUCUGGAUUCGCGGCGUGCUGCUCUUGCAUCUUCGAUUGCUGAUGGUGGUGGAUCUCUUGGUCCGGCUGGACGUUGUAUGGUGGUUAGUUCUCUGUCUUGUUCGGUUUUCUCUGUUGUUUCGGUUUCCAUUUCGGUUUCCGCUUGGGGCUCAGAGUCAGGAACAGCUUCUUCGGUACGGGGUUCUUCAGAAGUCGUGUUCGCCUCGUCGUGAACGCUCUCGGAUUGAAGGUCUUCAGAGCUCUGGGAGACCAUUCUUAAUUUUUUAUGCUCAGCUCCUCUAGUGGAUUCCGCUGGUCUGACAGUUUGUAUCGUGUUCUGAUUAUGGAUUGUUGGCAGUUGGCUUGCAGCAAUAUCUGCAUGUGUGUAGGCAUGUUGAUUCUACUUAUAAUAUCUUAUAUGGGAAUAGGGGCUUUGUCUUCAAAUUACAGGAUGCUCAGAAAUUUCAUUAAUAGUCAUUGUGG
Messenger RNA from Talaromyces stipitatus ATCC 10500, 2485 nucleotides. RefSeq lists its product as uncharacterized. The record is from RefSeq and is a predicted model, not a curated record. Gene Ontology annotation, molecular function: transmembrane transporter activity. NCBI's taxonomy places the organism in Eukaryota, Fungi, Ascomycota, Eurotiomycetes, Eurotiales, Trichocomaceae. Bases 13 to 1578 code for a protein of 521 amino acids. Gene Ontology annotation, biological process: transmembrane transport. The transcript is spliced from 2 exons.